Notolabrus celidotus (New Zealand spotty) is the source of this 1353-nucleotide messenger RNA. RefSeq names its product ribosomal protein L7-like 1 (gene rpl7l1). The transcript is spliced from 6 exons. The coding region runs from base 116 to 862 and encodes 248 amino acids. The record is from RefSeq and is a predicted model, not a curated record. Gene Ontology annotation, molecular function: structural constituent of ribosome; RNA binding. Gene Ontology annotation, biological process: maturation of LSU-rRNA from tricistronic rRNA transcript (SSU-rRNA, 5.8S rRNA, LSU-rRNA). NCBI's taxonomy places the organism in Eukaryota, Metazoa, Chordata, Actinopteri, Labriformes, Labridae. Gene Ontology annotation, cellular component: cytosolic large ribosomal subunit.
GUGGACUUUGUUGACCACUAGGUGGCAGUGGUGCGCCCACACAGCUGCCCAACAUCGAAACCACAUGGAGUUCUGACGUCAUCUGCAAGCGACGGUGGAGUCUUCAACUGUCGCCAUGGCUGAGGAAGCGGAAUCCAAGAAGGUGAUCAAGCUGGUCCCUGAGUAUCUGCUGAAGAAGAGGAAAGCAUACCAGGCCAUUAAAGCCACGCAGGCCAAGCUCGCACUGCUCGACAAGAGGAAGGUCUCAAAAGGAAAGCCGUUAAAGUUCAAGCGUUUGGAAGACUUUUUGAAAGACAGUCACAAGAAGCACCGGGAUGAAACUCGGAUUAGGAGAGCCGAUCACAGGCCGCCCGCUCCUCUCCCUCCUGCCAAGAACAGACUUGCCUUCGCUGUCCGCAUCAGAGAGAUUAAAGGUGCCAGUCCCAAGGUGUUGAAGGUGGUCCAGAUGCUAAGGCUCAGACAGAUUUUCAGCGGGGCCUUCGUCAAAAUCAACAAGACCUCUGUAGCCAUGAUGAAGAUCCUGGAGCCGUAUGUGGCCUGGGGAUUCCCCAACCUGAAGUCAGUGCGUGAGCUGAUUCUGAAGAGAGGACAGACCAGAGUAAUCAAGAAGAAGGUUCCUCUCACAGACAACACCUUCAUCGAGCAGCACAUGGGUAAACAUGGGAUCAUCUGUUUGGAGGACCUGAUCCAUGAGAUCUACUCUGUAGGGAAGGGCUUCAGGGCCGCCAACAACUUCCUGUUGCCUUUCAAGCUGUCGGUGGCUCGUCACGCUGCGAGGGAUAAGGCCGGGCUUCUGAAGGACUUGGGAAAUCCAGGGUUUCGUGGUACUGACAUUAACGCUAUCAUCAGACAACUGAACUGAGAGGACACGGACACGAGAUGGACUUUCAGCAGCAUCCUGGAGGAUUCCUUUUGCUGCGACGGGCACACCCGUUCAUUGAAACAUGUUGAUAAUUAUACCAUCGCCUCUGAACACGGACUGACUGAGGCAUCUGUGCUCUCUGGUGAACUUAUAACAAUGUUUGAAUGCUAUUGAAAUGUAAGAUAUUACCUAUUGAGAAGUCUUUAUUAAGUAAAUGUAACAGAAAUAAUCCACACUGAAGACAUUUUCAAACUGGUGUCUGCAGCGGCCUCAGCCUCUCCACACUUCUUACAUAUACUGCAUUUUCAGCAGUUUUCAGUGUAACGAGUGAUGAGUGUGUAAAAUGUUUCAUUAGUGACUUUAGUUCACUGUUUAUACACUUUUACAAUAAACCAACAAACAGAACUCUUCCAGAUGAAUGAUGUUUAACAGUUAAAGAGACUUGUUCGAGCUCCAGUUAGUGUUGAGUUCAAAUAAAAGAUCACAGACUA